AUGGCUGCAAGCGCCAUUGCUAUGCGGGGGGUACGCUUGUUUCUAAGUGCGGGGAAAGCCGCGGCGCAGCGCCGGGCUUCCCCUCCACGGUCUCGUCGAGUCAAGACGGUCAUUCCUGUGAACAAGUUGCAGCAGUGUGUUGUUGAAGUAUUGUUGAAAGCUACAAAGUUUAACAAAAAUGAAUUGGAGUCACUGUUCACGAUCUACCGAAAGUUAGUGACAUCUGCUCAGAACGCUGCCCCUGCGUCUGUCAUUGGACAAUCUGCUGCUAAAGUUGAUGGCAUAGAUCAGAACACUUUCCGCGAUGUAAUGCACAACACAUUCGAUCUAGUUACUGAAGACGUUAUAUUAGACCGUGUGUGGCUCACGUGGGAGAGAGGGGCGAAUGGAGGAGAAGGAGCGUUGAAAUUUGAAGCCUGGGCUAGAGGCUUGAGCGUUCUUCUGAAAGGUUCUGAUGAGGAGAGACGAAGUCACUGUUUUGUUGUAUACGAUCUUAAUGGGGAUGGAUUCAUCACAAGGGAUGAAAUGUUCACGUUACUCAAGAAUUCCCUGUUGAAGCAACCGGGCGAUGAAGACCCAGAUGAAGGUGUGCGAGAUUUAGUCGAAUUGGUAUUACGGAAGAUGGAUAUAGACAAAGACGGAAAAUUGUCUAUCGAUGAUUACAAGCAAGCAGUUCAACAAGAGCCUCUGUUGUUGGAAGCAUUCGGACAAUGUCUGCCGUCGAGACGACACGCAGCGGCGUUCUUGAAAACAUUACUUAAUAAA
This is a messenger RNA of Brenthis ino (lesser marbled fritillary), 765 nucleotides long. Lineage: Eukaryota; Metazoa; Arthropoda; Insecta; Lepidoptera; Nymphalidae. The record is from the annotation of a GenBank genome assembly.